This is a messenger RNA of Ricinus communis (castor bean), 3389 nucleotides long. Its product is annotated as probably inactive leucine-rich repeat receptor-like protein kinase At3g28040. The record is from RefSeq and is a predicted model, not a curated record. The coding region runs from base 228 to 3251 and encodes 1007 amino acids. Gene Ontology annotation, molecular function: protein binding; protein kinase activity; ATP binding. Gene Ontology annotation, biological process: protein phosphorylation. The transcript has 2 exons. NCBI's taxonomy places the organism in Eukaryota, Viridiplantae, Streptophyta, Magnoliopsida, Malpighiales, Euphorbiaceae.
ACAAGACAAGAAGUCCUUUUUAUCUCCCGUGAUCUCUCUUCUAUCCUCCCGUGAACACAGUCAUGGGACAUCGCUUUCACUGUGCGUAGAGCAACAUUUUCGAACUGUCUCUCAAACACACACUUUGAUUUCCUUAUCGAGCAGGGAAUAUCUCUCUUCAUCAUAUGUUUCCGUAGCUAGUUAAUCACCAGAAAACGAGAGAGAGAGGCCGUUUUUAGUUUCCAAUAAUGGCUUUUGUUCAAUUGUUGUUGUAUUUUCUAGUUUCAGCUGCUUCUCUCAAGUGCUGCAUGGGGAAUGAUGAUGUAACUAUCCAACUCAAUGAUGAUGUUCUUGGCCUUAUCGUCUUCAAAUCAGAUCUCGUCGACCCAUCUUCCAUUCUCAGCUCUUGGAGCGAAGAUGAUGAUUCCCCAUGUUCAUGGAAGUUCAUAGAGUGCAACUCUGCUAAUGGGAGAGUUUCCCAUGUGUCCCUUGAUGGCUUAGGCUUAUCAGGAAAAUUACGCAAAGGUCUUCAGAAGUUGCAACAUUUGAAGGUAUUAUCUCUUUCGCAUAACAAUUUUAGUGGUGAGAUUAGCCCUGAUCUUCCUCUCAUUCCUAGUCUUGAAAGUCUCAAUCUUAGUCAUAACAGUCUUUCAGGACUCAUUCCAUCUUCAUUUGUCAAUAUGACCACUGUUAGAUUUCUCGAUCUUUCUGAGAAUUCUUUAUCAGGUCCACUCCCUGAUAAUCUCUUCCAAAACUGUUUAUCUCUUCGUUACAUUUCUCUUGCUGGGAAUUCACUUCAAGGUCCAUUACCCAGCACACUAGCAAGAUGCUCUUCUUUGAAUACUCUUAAUCUCUCUAGUAAUCAUUUUUCUGGAAACCCAGAUUUUUUUAGUGGGAUUUGGUCACUGAAACGUCUUCGAACUUUGGAUCUUUCGAACAAUGAGUUUUCAGGUUCUUUGCCAAUUGGUGUAUCUUCCCUUCACAAUUUGAAAGACCUCCAACUCCAGGGUAACCGUUUCUCAGGAACACUACCUGUCGAUACUGGACUAUGCACACAUUUGCUUAGAUUGGAUUUGAGCAACAAUCUCUUCACUGGAGCGCUUCCAGAUUCUCUUAAGUGGCUCGGCUCCUUGACCUUCAUCAGUUUAUCAAAUAAUAUGUUCACAGAUGAUUUCCCUCAGUGGAUCGGCAACAUCCGCAAUCUUGAGUACUUGGACUUCUCUAGCAACCUUCUUACAGGAAGUCUUCCUUCAUCCAUCAGUGAUCUGAAAUCUCUAUAUUUUAUCAAUUUGUCUAAUAACAAAUUCACUGGUCAAAUUCCUACCUCAAUGGUCCAGUUUAGCAAGUUAUCCGUGAUUCGUUUAAGAGGUAACAGCUUCAUCGGUACAAUACCAGAGGGUUUGUUUAAUCUUGGGCUAGAGGAAGUAGACUUUUCAGACAACAAACUGAUAGGUUCAAUCCCAGCUGGUUCAAGUAAAUUCUAUGGAUCUCUUCAGAUACUUGACCUUUCAAGAAACAAUCUCACUGGAAACAUUAGAGCUGAAAUGGGUCUUUCAUCCAAUUUGAGAUACUUGAACUUGUCAUGGAACAAUCUUCAAUCAAGAAUGCCCCAAGAGCUUGGCUACUUCCAGAACUUAACAGUCCUGGAUCUUCGAAAUAGUGCUAUAUCUGGUUCAAUCCCUGCAGAUAUAUGCGAAUCUGGAAGCUUGAGUAUUCUUCAAUUGGAUGGAAACUCAAUAGUUGGCUCAAUUCCUGAAGAGAUUGGAAAUUGUUCCACUAUGUACUUGCUGAGCUUGUCUCACAAUAAUUUAAGCGGUCCAAUACCUAAGUCCAUUGCAAAGUUAAACAACCUCAAGAUUCUUAAGUUGGAAUUUAAUAAACUUAGUGGAGAGAUACCACUGGAGCUUGGGAAAUUGGAAAAUCUGCUUGCUGUGAACAUAUCGUAUAACAUGCUCAUAGGUAGGCUUCCUUCUGGGGGUAUAUUUCCAAGCUUGGAUCAAAGUGCUUUGCAGGGAAAUUUGGGGAUUUGCUCGCCAUUGCUCAAGGGACCAUGUAAAAUGAAUGUUCCAAAGCCUCUUGUCCUUGAUCCAUUCGCCUAUGGCAACCAAAUGGAGGGUCAUCGGCCAAGAAAUGAAUCUCCUGACUCCACAAGGUCCCAUAACCAUAUGCUGCUUAGUGUUUCUUCUAUCAUUGCAAUUUCAGCAGCUGUAUUCAUUGUGUUUGGAGUGAUAAUCAUAAGCCUUCUGAAUAUAUCGGCUCGGAAGAGGCUCGCUUUUGUGGAUCAUGCCCUGGAAAGCUUGUUCUCCAGCUCUUCAAGGUCAGGAAACCCAGCAGCAGCAGGAAAGCUUGUUCUGUUCGACUCAAAAUCAUCCCCUGAUGAGAUCAACAAUCCAGAAUCACUCCUUAAUAAAGCUGCUGAGAUAGGAGAAGGAGUAUUUGGAACAGUUUACAAGGUCUCGUUGGGUGGUUCACAUGGAAGAAUGGUAGCAAUCAAAAAGCUUGUUUCAUCUAAUAUUAUCCAAUAUCCGGAAGACUUUGAACGAGAAGUUCAGAUAUUAGGAAAAGCACGGCAUCCAAAUCUUAUAUCACUGACAGGGUAUUAUUGGACACCCCAAUUGCAGCUAUUGGUAUCAGAAUUUGCACCCAGUGGCAGCUUACAAGCCAAACUACAUGGGAGGCCACCUUCUACUCCACCUCUUUCUUGGGCCAACAGAUUCAAAAUUGUGCUUGGAACAGCGAAGGGGCUUGCGCAUUUGCAUCAUUCCUUCCGGCCACCAAUCAUUCACUACAAUAUAAAACCAAGCAACAUUCUCCUCGAUGAGAAUAACAAUCCAAAGAUUUCAGAUUUUGGACUGUCAAGGCUCUUGACAAAGCUUGAUAAGCAUGUGAUAAAUAAUAGAUUCCAAAGCGCAUUGGGUUACGUGGCACCAGAACUAGCAUGCCAGAGCUUGAGAGUGAAUGAGAAAUGUGAUGUAUACGGUUUCGGAAUUUUGAUUCUUGAACUUGUAACGGGUCGAAGGCCAAUAGAAUAUGGUGAGGACAAUGUGGUGAUACUAAAUGAUCAUGUAAGGGUUUUGCUUGAACAAGGGAAUGCCUUGGAUUGUGUUGAUCCUAGCAUGGGAGAUUACCCCGAGGAUGAGGUUUUGCCAGUGCUCAAAUUAGCCCUGGUGUGCACCUCUCAGAUUCCAUCCAGCAGGCCUUCCAUGGGAGAAGUGGUGCAAAUAUUGCAGGUAAUCAAGACCCCAGUUCCACAGAGAAUGGAAAUCUUCUAGUUAAUACAAUUAAAACAUCCUGUGUCAGUUUAAUCUUGCUUGAUGAGAAUUGUAUUGCAUGGCUUUUUGUAUGUUCAUUCUGUGUAACUAUAAGCAAUUUUUUGUCUUCAUCUAAAUUUGGUCUGGCAUUUAAACUAA